AUGUCUGAUCCCAAAUACGCCAAGUCGAAGUUCAUCUCCAAGGCUCCAUUGGAAAAUAACAAUGCCAAAUGGACAAGAUUAGUUCUUACUACUUACUCCGAUCCGAAUGGCGUUGAGAGGACAUGGGAAUCGGCGGAGCGUCAGACCCGCCCUCCAACCUGUGAUGUGGAUGGCGUCGGAAUCGUGACUGUUUUGAACAAGCCUACAGGCCCCGAGCUGCUUCUGCAGAAACAAUACAGGCCGCCUAUCGACAAGGUGGUGAUUGAGGUCCCUGCAGGUCUCAUCGAUGCCGGUGAGACUAUCGAGGAAUGUGCGGUGCGCGAGCUCAAAGAGGAGACGGGCUACGUCGGAGUGGCGGAGCAGACGAGCCCUGUCAUGUUCAAUGACCCGGGUCUUUGUAACACCAACCUGAACAUGGUCCACGUGCGCGUGGACAUGUCCCUGCCUGAGAAUCAAAAUCCCAAGCCGGAGCUCGAAGAUAAUGAAUUUAUCGAGUGCUUCACGCUUCCCCUUGAUACCUUAUUCGCGGAGCUGAAAAGACUGGAGGGGUUAGGCUAUGCCAUUGAUGCGCGAGUGGGAACAUUAGCUGAAGGAAUCGAGCUGGCUAAGAAGCUGAAGCUUUGA
Aspergillus clavatus NRRL 1 is the source of this 624-nucleotide messenger RNA. Its product is annotated as MutT/nudix family protein. Gene Ontology annotation, biological process: ribose phosphate metabolic process; nucleoside phosphate metabolic process. NCBI's taxonomy places the organism in Eukaryota, Fungi, Ascomycota, Eurotiomycetes, Eurotiales, Aspergillaceae. The record is from RefSeq and is a predicted model, not a curated record. Gene Ontology annotation, cellular component: cytosol; nucleus. The transcript has 4 exons. Gene Ontology annotation, molecular function: ADP-ribose diphosphatase activity. The coding region runs from base 1 to 624 and encodes 207 amino acids.